This is a messenger RNA of Grus americana (Whooping crane), 2887 nucleotides long. RefSeq names its product periaxin (gene PRX). The record is from RefSeq and is a predicted model, not a curated record. Gene Ontology annotation, cellular component: nucleus; cytoplasm. Gene Ontology annotation, biological process: peripheral nervous system myelin maintenance; regulation of RNA splicing. NCBI's taxonomy places the organism in Eukaryota, Metazoa, Chordata, Aves, Gruiformes, Gruidae. The transcript has 5 exons. Bases 191 to 2887 code for a protein of 898 amino acids.
GGGCCCUGGACGCCCGGGUCCCCCCAUCCCGGUCGUGCGUAGGGGACACGACCAGUUCCCGUCGGAGCGCCGAAGCGGGAAGGAGACGGGAGGAGCCUGAGGCGCCGGAGCACCCCCAGCCAUCGCCUGUGUCCCCCCCCCGCGACUCCAGUGACCCCCCCCGGAGGAGGGGACCCCCCUCAUCCCCUCCAUGGAGGAGCACCCGGAGCUGGUGGAGCUGGAGACGCCGCCCGAGGCCGGGGUGACGGGCAUCGCCGUGGCCCGUGACCGCCACGGCCUCUACAUCGCCAAGGCGCCCAAAUCCCCGCGCAUCCACCAAGGCGACCGGCUCCUCAGCGCCAGGGUUUUCUUCGAGGGGGCCCCCCCCGAGGACGUCGUGCGGGUGCUGGAGGGUGCCAGGUCCUGCAAGGUCUCGCUCUGCCUCCGGCGUCGGACGCCCGGCGCCCGCAUCCCCCCCGGCGGCACCGGCACCGGCGGCGAGGGACAGCAGGGGAAGGUGGCCAGGCUGAGCAUCCCGAUCCUGACACCCCCCAAGAAGCCGCUGUCGGCACCCGGCGCAGCGAGCGCGGCACCCGCCAGCGCCGUGGCCGUGGAGUUAGCCCUCCCCAAGCUCCCCAAGCUGGUGAAGAGCCACAGCGCGGCUGAACCAGCACCGACUGCCACAUCCACCGCAGUGCCGCCGGCGGCGGAGUCCAAGCGACCGCGUGCGACUCCGUCCCGGUUAACGGUGAAGGAAGCGGCGGCUGGAAAAACACCGUCCAUGGAGGAGCCGCCAGUGAAACCGGAGGUUCCCGGCAUUGCCGCCGAGGUGCCAGCGGGUACCGGCACCCGGUUACCAGCCAUGGAGGUGGCAGCACCCAAAUUUACCGUGGGGCUGAGCCUCACCGGCGCGGCACCACCAACCGCCCCUCAAGCCAAGGAGCCGGCAUUGCGGCUGCCGCGGUUGGAGGUGGCCGUGCCGGCGUUGCCGCUGCCGGCGGUGAUGCAGGAGCCCAGCACAACCGUAAACCAACGCCAAAUCAAGCUGGGGGAGGGAGACACCCCCGGCAGCAGCCAUAAGCGUGAGGGGAGCCCCGUGCUGAAAACCAAGCUGCCAAAUUUCGGCACGGCCCCGGGGAAGGAUGAGGAGGGGGACGCCGGCACGCGAGGGGGGUUCGCCGGCAUCCGUGUCCCCUCCAUCACCAUCGCGGUCCCCAGCGCCACCGUGGAGCUGGUCCCUGAGCUCAGCGUGCCCAAACCAGAGCUGGCCAUCGCCAGCGGGCAACCGCGGUUGGAGGUGAAGCUGCCGGCACGGCGGUCAGAGUCACCGCCGGCAGCACCGGCUCGGUUGACCUUCCCGGCGCCGGCGGUGCCGUCCAUUGAUAUCGCCGUGCCACGCGUCGAUGUGGGUUUGGCAUUGCCAGCAGGUGCCAGUGCUGCGGCGGCGCUGGAUGAGGGGGAUGCCGCGGUGAUGCCGGACGUGGCGGCCAGGUUUGCCAAAGGGCUCCGAAAGCUCAGCCUGGAGCUGGAGCCCACGGCACCACUGCCAGCGGUGGAAAUCGCCACCCCGGCACGGCUCACCGGGGACGUGCCGGCAACCGGCGCCAAACCCAAACCCCCCAAAUUCACCCUGCCACGAUUUGGGUUGUCCCUCGCCAAGCUCAAAAUGGGCGGCGACGGCAACGGGCAUUCCCCGGUGUCCCGCGGCGCAGCUGCACCAGCACCACCCGGUAUUGCUGUCACCGGUCCCGCGGUGGCCUUAGACCUGGCUUUGGGGACAGUUGGUGCCGCCGGUGCCAAGCUGAAGGUCCCCAAAUUAUCCCUGGCACCUUUCGGUGUCAAGGAUGGGGACAAGGGUGCCGGCGGUGAGGAGGGUCCCCAGGAUGCCGGCACAGUGAUGAAGCUGCCACAGGUGGGAAUCGGGGGGCUGGGGGGGGACGAUAGGUCGUCGGUGGAACCGGGGUCCCCCAGGACCCCCCGGCUUCGGGUACCGCAGGUGGGCAUCGCCCUGCCAGCGACAGGCAGCCGGCGCGUGCCGUCGUUGCCUAAACUCCCCGCUGGGCCGGAGCUGGGUGGAGGGGUGAAGUUGCCAAAAUUUGGGGGAUCCAGCCCCGAUAUCCGCAUCGGUGGGGACCCCAAAAUGAUGAGACGCGGGGGAAGCGCCGAGAGCUUGAGCAUUGGCACGGCAGGAAGGAAGGUGCCAGAGUCUCCCGGCACGAUCUGGUUGAAGCUGAAAACCAAGGGGGCGAUGGGUGAUGAGGGGGCGCAACCGUUGACCCCCCGGUUCACCAUCCCCGCCGUGGGCUUCACUGUGCUGGGAAAAGAACCGGAGGAUCCAAGAAGUGGGAAGAUACCGAAACCCACCGGUGUGUCAGCAUUGAAGGUGCCGGUGUUGGAGUUGGCACCGCCAGGGAUGGAUGGGAUGGAGGAGACCACCAGGAAGGAUACGGCACCGGGACGCCAGUCUAGGGUCAAAUUGCCAAAAUUCGGCACAGGUUUUGCCGGGAGCGGGUUGGAAGGCGAGGGGAGGAUGAGGAUGGGCAGUGUGAAGAAGGCGGUGUUGGUGUUGGUGAAGCCGAAGGAGAAAGGAGAAGACACCCGGGUGGUGGACCCCCAUCCCCACGUCAACGGGGAAGCGGAGGGCAAGGCCCGGCGCCGGCGCUGGGUGCCCAGGGUGGGUUUCUCCCCUGGGGGGUCCCCGCCGGAGCCCCCCAUCACCCAACCCAAGGGGGGGAAGAUGCGGUUACCCAACGUCGAGCUCUCCCCCGGGGACCCUGAAUUUAACCAACGGCCGGUGACGAUGGAAGUCACCCCGCGCUUCAAUCUGGGGGGUUUUGGGGGUGAGGGGACCCCUAAAUUUCAGCUGCCUAAGCUGGCGCUGAGCCCCCAACCCUGCGGUGAGCAGUGA